Helianthus annuus (common sunflower) is the source of this 2798-nucleotide messenger RNA. Its product is annotated as nucleoprotein TPR. The record is from RefSeq and is a predicted model, not a curated record. The transcript is spliced from 16 exons. The coding region runs from base 288 to 2567 and encodes 759 amino acids. Lineage: Eukaryota; Viridiplantae; Streptophyta; Magnoliopsida; Asterales; Asteraceae.
UAAAUGGCGGGAGCUCGUCCUCCAUCAAGACUUCCCCCAAAUCAUCUAUCUAUCCCUUUUAAGGGUUUCACAUUCACUUCAAAACACCACACUAAAACCCUAAAUUCACCCCCAAAUCCAACACUUUCCCCCUAACCUAUUGCAUUGUUCAUCUCAAUCUCAUCAUCUUCUCACUCGAUUCCUACUCUUAUUGUGUGUUCUCGAUCGUUCGUACCUUCAAAUUAGGGUUCGUACCGUCAAAUUAGGGUUUUUUUUACGGUGGCCGGUGGUUGCAAGCUUUGAUUUCGAUGGAGGCCGCCGCUAGCGUCGCCCUAGCGGCGCGUGGUGUUUCGAUUACCAUGCCGGUUUCUCAAUCUCAGUCUUCUCGGAAAGAAUGGCGUGUUGUUUCCGAUCAUCAUGUUCAAAACUCCGGUAACGAGGAUUUGGACCGGUCAAAGUUAGGUCAGGGUGAUGAGAGAUUGAUAUAUGAGGGUGGAGAGACUGUGAAUGUGGACUACUUUUCGGUUGAUGGGGUUUCGGAGCAUGAAUUGCAUCUUGAUGAGGUUGUGAAACAAAGGGAGGAGCUUCAGCAUUUGGAGGUUAAUUUGAAGGCUAGAUUGAUUGCUAGAUCAGAAGUGAUUGGGAUUCAGGAACGGUUUGAUUCGCAGAUUAAAGAGCAUAUUACUUCAAAUGUUAAACUUCAGGAACAACUGCAUGAAAGGGAAAAGACUAUAAUGGACUUGCAAAGAACUUUGGAUGAUAAGGAUAAAGAGCUUCAUGCAAUUAGAUUGGACCAUGAAGCGGCAUGGGCUAAAGAGGACCUCUUACGUGAGCAAAACAAAGAACUCGCAACUUUUCGGAGAGAACGUGAUAAUUCUGAAGCUGAAAGGGCUCAGCAUAUUCAAAAAAUCCAUGAAUUACAAGAACAUGUUCAAGAAAAGGAAAGGCAGCUCAUGGAAUUGCAGGAACAGCAUAGAGUUGCUCAAGAAACUAUCAUAUAUAAAGACGAGCAGAUAAGGGAAGCACAAGCGUGGAUUGCACGGGUCCAGGAGAUGGAUGCUUUGCAGUCAACAACAAAUCACUCAUUGCAAGCUGAACUCAGAGAACGCACAGAACAAUACAACCAGCUUUGGCUUGGUUGCCAGAGACAGUUUUCUGAGAUGGAGAGGCUUCAUCUACAAACAUUACAACAGCUUGAGAAAGAGUUAUCUGAGGCAAGAGAAAAGAGUGGAAAUAAUUCGUCACAUGCUAAUAAAACCACCGUGAAGGAAAUGACUCAGUUUGUUGAUGCAAGUGGAAACCAGUUGAACCCUAAUGGUGAUUCAAGGGGUCUCCAAAAUGGUGAUGCAGAAGUUGUCUCUUCUCAGACAGACAAUAUCGCUACUGUUCAAAUGACUCCUCAGUCGUUACAUGGAAUGCCGACAUACUUUCCAUCUGGACAACUGACGGCUCUGCCUCCAUUUAUUUUGCAUCACCCACAAAAUGUGAAUUCACAUCUUCUUCAGUCGCAUGUUGGCCAGUUUCAUUCUUUACCUGCAAGUUCAUCCAUCCCACAUUGGCAGACUCAACAGACUUUCUCAGAAGGUUUACAGAUGCCAAACAAUGAACAGUAUCCUUCCCAAAAUGAUCAAAAUCCAAUGAGACCUGAAACUAAUUACGACUAUGAAGCAUCUGUAAAUGGACAAACUAUGCGUUCUGAAUUUAUGGAUGGAGUUUCUUCCAAAAACGAGGAGGAACAACAGAGUCUGCAACAUAUCUCUUCUCAGUUUCAUGCUUCUCUAAGGCUGAAUCCAUCUGACAAUGACAUUACACAUCAGGAAAAAAGUUUAACUUUUAUGUCUAAUCAUGGCGGUGAAGCUCAAAUUUCAAGCACGGGACAACUCGCUUCUGUUGUCAUUGCAUCACAAGCUAUUCAGUCAGUUAAGGUUAGCGAGGCUGCACCGAACAAGGUGGACAGCGUUACACAGAAUAGUUUCUCAGUAGGAAAGACUGCAGAGAAGGCUCUAUUCGAUGAAGAAACUUUGUUGGCGUGUGUUGUUCGCACAAUACCGCCUGGUACUGGUGGAAGAAUACAAAUCAGCACAACGCUUUUGAGUAGGCUCACAAAAAUGCUAGCGCCACUUCGUUGGGCCAAUUACGAGAAUAAACAUGGAAAACUUGAUGUUUUUUUGGGUAGUCAUCCUGAAUUGUUUGUGAUAGAAGGGGAUUAUAUUCAGGUGCGCGAGGGUGCACAAGAAAUCAUAGCUGGAAUGGUGGCUCGUGCGAAAAUACGUGCCGCCACUGUUGCCGCUUCUGCAGCUAAUUCUCACCCAUCAGCAUUGUCUUCUGUUGCUGUCACACCUAUGGCUCAAACCCGAAUGAAGCGGGCCCCGUCUGUUAAUUCGAAUUUUAACGAGUCUCAGAGUCCGAAUGGUGGUUCAUUCAAUCCUGUAGGUGUGAGAGUUACGGCAAAUGGUAAUGGAACGAAUUUAAAUAGACACAGUUUCGGGAAUCAAGGCAAGGUUAUUAACGAUGGGCGGUCUGGUUCGAAUUACCAUGGGAAACAGCAGGGCAGGUCUACUGGAUCUUUACCCGGUUCCAGAAAAUAGAGAUUCUGGAAGGAUGUGGAAGCAAAAGGCAUCUUGCUAAAGUUGCCAAUGGACGGAUGCGGAGUUUAGGCAACUUUGAAGUGGUAAUCAAGAUGGUUUCUUGCUGUUUGUACAAUUCCGAUUGGAAUUGAAACUGUUAAAACGGAAGUGAAACCUGAAUUGGAAACGGAACUGGAAUUGGGCUUAUAAUUUAGACCUUUUUCUGUUGUGAAUGUGUGGUGUCUUUCAACA